This is a messenger RNA of Magnolia sinica, 1813 nucleotides long. RefSeq names its product putative FBD-associated F-box protein At1g61330. Bases 129 to 1583 code for a protein of 484 amino acids. The record is from RefSeq and is a predicted model, not a curated record. NCBI's taxonomy places the organism in Eukaryota, Viridiplantae, Streptophyta, Magnoliopsida, Magnoliales, Magnoliaceae. Gene Ontology annotation, molecular function: protein binding. The transcript has 3 exons.
CUCCACCUUUGAAAGAAUCGUCCCAAUCUGAGAAAAUCCAAGAACACAAAAGACUUGAAAUAGUACUUGAAUUGAGAAAUCCUCUAACACGAACUCCAGACAUCAGUCCUGAAAAACAUAUCAAACCCAUGGAAAAAUCCGAUGAUAAAAUCAGCGAAUUGCCGGAAGCUGUUCUUCAUCACAUCCUCUCUUUGAUGCCGAUGAAAUCAGCAACGAGAACAAGCAUUCUUUCAAGAAGAUGGAGAGAUCAUUGGAAAUACUUUUCAUCCUACACCAAAACUCUAGACUUCGGCGAGGAAUUUGCUAGUGUUCAAACUGAUGAAGAAUUCACGACCACCGUCGAUCUGUAUAUACAGCAACAUAAAGGAAACAAGAUGGAAACAUUUCGACUCUUUUUUGAGCCGGGAAAUCGGUAUCGGUCCGAUACAGAGAAAUGGAUCGAAUUCGCAACCAUGAGCGGAGUUACGGAGCUUGAUCUCAACUUCCGUCAUUACAAUGAAUACUAUAUUGGUUUUCCUGAAGCUUCUGUCCCCUGUAAGCCCUUUAACUUGCCUCACUGCCUCUUUAACUGCGAUUCUUUAAUCCAUUUGAAUUUGGCUCUCUGCGAUUUCAACUGUCCAUUGAAUUUCAAUGGUUUACAAGCUCUGAAAACGCUCCAUCUUCGACGGGUUCAUCUAACAAGUGAGAUGCUUGAGAGUGUUGUUUCGAAUUGCCUGCUUCUUGAGGAAUUGAAUUUAAGGGAGUGUUUCAGUCUGGACUACAUCAAGGUUUCUGGUCCCAAUCUGCGGCUUAAGAUUUUGAUCGUAGUAGCUCGCGGGUCCCCUAAGAUUGAGAUUUCUGCUCCAAAUCUCCAAUCAUUUCAUUACUGUGGUGCUCUUUUCUAUGGACAUUCAUUCGCGAACUUUUCACAGUUAGUGGAUGUGAUUUUAUAUUCAAGAGGCUAUCAACACAAGAAACCAGAGCAUGAUUAUAUACAGAUUUUGAAAGAACUAGCUCAUGUUAAGGUUCUAACCGUAUGCAACGAGCCUCUUAAGCAGAUAGCAAUAUCGGCCAAAGAGAAAUAUCACACAUGGGAAGAAUUACCGAUCACCUUCGACAAUCUGCAAGAGUUGCAGCUCCUGCUAACAUCCACUAGCGAUAAAUCUCUCUCCGACCUCUAUACCUUCUUUGCAAACUGCUUUUUUCCUUCUUUGGAGAAACUUUUCAUUCAAGUCCAAGCAAUUGAAGCCAUUGAGUAUUUUGAUAACAUAGCCGUGAAAGAGACUUCGGAAUGCAUUUUUGAUAAACUCAAGUUGAUCAAGAUAACCGGUAUUAUGGGGCACAGAAAUGAAAUGCGAUUGGUGAAAUUUCUACUAGAGAAGGCGACUGUGCUCGAGGCUUUGAUCUUAAUUGGGCAGAAGGAUUCUUUUCUUCAAUCGAAAUUUACUCAAAUCCAACCACUAAUGUUGCUCCAUGACCAACUUCUGUCACUACCAAAAACAUCAUUGGAUGCUCGGAUUGUGUUAUGUGAACAGUCAGAUGAUGAUAACAACUUAUGGCCCACACAUACUGAAGCUUACUCUUCAGUUGAAUUCAAAUUAUGAACACAUGAAUGGUACCAGCAGAUGUAACGUGUGAAGCGUUUGUGCUUAGUUGAAGUAUGUAGUUAAAUCGUUAGCUUAUUAGGGGAUGUACCUGUAGUUUUAUCUUUUAACAUCUGUAAGGUUGGCCCACUGUAGAGAUGAUCUUGCGAAUAGAGGUAGGCUUUAAACAAUUCAAUAGUCAGGCUGCAUACAUCCUGACUUACCUGUUUGGUUGAUCCCAGCUUAGCACA